Protopolystoma xenopodis is the source of this 276-nucleotide messenger RNA. NCBI's taxonomy places the organism in Eukaryota, Metazoa, Platyhelminthes, Monogenea, Polystomatidea, Polystomatidae. The record is from the annotation of a GenBank genome assembly.
AUGAAUAAAUUAGGAAAUGCUGUAGAGCACCUUGAACGGAGUCUCCUUUUCGCCUUGUUUGAAGCCAUGCCAGAUCAAAUGGCAAAAUGGCGCCAAUUUCUUCGUACCAGUUUGUUCAGAAUGUGGCCCGACGGGCGCUUCAUUGUACUUCUAGCCCCACUGGCCGAGGGGACUCGCAAACACUCCCUUCACACCGGCCUGGCGCACACUCAUUGGAUUGCCGUUGUUGUGCUCACUUCCAUUUCGAGUGAAGGUGUGUCUGAUGAAGAGCCUUGA